Molecule: messenger RNA, 2778 nt
Organism: Trematomus bernacchii (emerald rockcod)
Lineage: Eukaryota; Metazoa; Chordata; Actinopteri; Perciformes; Nototheniidae
Gene: bmp8a
Product: bone morphogenetic protein 8a
Exons: 7
Coding region: 864-2258 (464 amino acids)
Biological process (GO): SMAD protein signal transduction
Cellular component (GO): extracellular region
Molecular function (GO): growth factor activity; cytokine activity
Source: RefSeq, a predicted model, not a curated record
CUCUGAGCCUCAUACACAGGACACACUCACUGCUGCUCAGAUCAGAUGCUGUGAGAGUGUGCACAAGAGCUACAAGAGACCUCUGGCCGUGGACAAGGAUUAAAAUCAGGAAACAAUUUUCUGGAGUUUUUUUAUAAACUGGAUUAAGAGAGACAUCUGGAGAUGUGUGGGUGGGGAGUCGUCUUGAAUGGAUGAUGAAGUACCCAAGGAGGACUGGAUAAAAGCUUCCAGCAGUGAAUGAUGACUCCCAUGAGGUAUCUAGUUGAUCGUUGACAAGUGUGAACUUUAUUUCCUUGGGAGGCAAUGGAGGGUUGGAAGCAGAUCUGAUGACACAGCUCUCAGAUUUCACUCCAAUCUCUGGGGCACCUGCUCAUCACUGAAAUUGCUUUCCAUCCUCCAAGUUUACAACUUCAAAGCUAAGACCAAUCUUCCACAGGGGCAUAGUUUGUCUGUAUUCAAAACACAUUGUGGAACCUUGUAAUUAUGCCCUCACUCUCAUUAUCUCUGUUUCUUCUGUUGCACGACUGCAAGGUGAGAGAGAAGUGGAUCAGAGGGUGAGGAGAUUUUUUUUCUCUUCAAGAUUAGAGAAGGUAGCCGAGGGAGAGAGGAAGGCAAAAAGGGGGGAGGGAGAGAUAAACAGAGGCAGCUUAAGGCGGUAAACACGUCCUGUCCAGAGCCAGCUCUCCUCUAAACACAUCAGGCAUAAAUCAGCAUCUGUCCGGAACAGGAGGACAAACCAAAGCGAGUUACAAACACUGUUGCUGUCAGUCUGGAAACACUGAAGGGAAGAUAAACUGAAUAAAGUAAAAAAGAAGCGGAUUAUUAUUUACUUUAUAAAUCUAGAUUUGCCAGCCACCACAGCCAUGGACUCAGACGUCUCCCACAGCUUCCCUUGUCUUUGCAGCAAGAGGAAACGGCAGCAGUUGAGCAGAAGCAGCAGCAGAUUAUCUUCCAGACCCCAUCAGCCUCUCCUCCACCCCAGGACCCUGCUGCUGCUGCCCCUGCUGCUCCUGCUCGGCCUCUCCCUGUGGAGCCAGCAGGCUGAGGCCCUGGUCCACUCCAGCUUCAGAAGGCUCAGCGGCCGAGAGAAGAAGGAGAUGCAGAAGGAGAUCUUGUCCAUCUUAGGUCUACCAGUGCGACCAAGACCUCACCCCCCGCUGCGACCGCCCUCCUCCGCGCCACUAUUCAUGCUCGACCUGUACCACGCCAUGUCUGCUGAUGGGGAGGAUGAAAGGAAUGAAAUUAUUGUGAACGGACCCGGCAUGGGGAGGUUUGGAGGGGCAGAGAGGUUGGUUCAGGUCAGCCACUCCGUCCUGCCGACCCUCAGCACCCACCAACCCCCACUGGGCACAGUGGUCAGCGAGGCUGACACGGUGAUGAGCUUCGUCAACCUGGUGGAGCAGGAGCGAGACCUCCUGCAGCCUCGUCCGUACUGGAAGGAGUUUCGCUUCGACCUGACGCCCCUCCCUCAGGGGGAGACGGUGACGGCAGCAGAGUUUAGGAUCUAUAAGACCCUGACGAUGGGCCAGAGGGCCAACCGGACCCUGCACAUCUCCGUCUACGAGAUCCAGAGAGACAACAGACACAGAGAGCCGGAGCUGGUGCUGCUGGACAUGCAGUCGGUGCCCGCAGGACAGGAGGGCUGGCUGGCCUUCGACGUCACCACGGCCUCCAACAACUGGCUGCUCCGCCCGCGCAGCAACCUGGGCAUACGUCUGUAUGUGGAGACAGAGGAGGACCGCUCCCUGUCUGCAGGCUGGAUCGGGUUGGUGGGCCGCAGGGGCCCCCGCUCCAAGCAGCCCUUCAUGGUGACCUUCUUCAGGGAGAGUCAGGUCCCGUGUCGCCCGCCACGAGCUGUCAAGCCACAUCCUCGCAGGAAGAAACCCAAAUAUGACCUCCCAGUUCCCAGCAUUCAAAAUCGGAGUCCUGUAAACACCGGAGCUCAGCCCUGUAAAAAACAUGAACUCUACGUCAGCUUCAGCGACCUGGGGUGGAAGGACUGGGUCUUGGCCCCCACUGGAUACUCAGCCUACUACUGUGACGGAGAGUGCUUUUACCCUCUGGGCUCCUGCAUGAACGCCACCAACCACGCGCUCAUCCAGCAAGUGGUCCACCUGCUGAAGCCGGACGAGGUUCCUAAAGCGUGCUGCGCUCCCACCAAGCUCAGCCCCAUCUCCGUCCUCUUCUACGAUGACAACAACAACGUCAUCCUCAAAAAACACCGCAACAUGGUGGUUAAGACCUGUGGGUGUCUGUGAGAGUGGAAAAGGUUCCACAUGGAAAGUUAUGAGUCAAAUUUGUAUCAAAAUGUACAUGGUGGAUUAUUUCUUUCCAGCAGUAAAUAUUUCUGUAAACAAGUUGGAUUACAAAGCAAUAUAAAUCUAAUUUAACAUAUUUGUAAUACUAGUGUUUGAGUUCUGAUUUAGUAUCAGUGGCUUGUGUGUUUUCAAUCCAAUCCAUUGAUUCCAAAUCAAAACUUUAGCUUUCUCUGAUAGUUGGGUGUUAGUUUGUGUCCAAAUUGUAUGAUUGGCCUUUGCACUCAAUAGCAGAAACCUGUAUUUGACAACCUUUACCCAACUUGGGAAAGCUACAACUUGUUUGGCUUUCUUAACAGCAGUCUUCUUAUAGAUGGGUUUGAAUAGCAAAUUGGAUGGCAGAACAUGCUAAUGACUGUAAACAAGACAUUAAAGGACAGUACUAUUGUUGCAGCUCUAAAGUCUAUAUAAAGAGAAUAUGUAUAAUUGUUUUGAAUUAAUAAUAAAAUAAGUUCACAUUUUC